GAGGGGAAAAGCCUCAAUUUACUCCGUAACAUUGAAACAAAACUGUGUUUGCGCUUCACGUACUGUGCGUGCGUAAAAGCCUAGGUACACUACUCGCAGUAUCAGCGCUUCAAUCUCUUGCGGAAGUGCACUGCGGUGCGCCUGGUUGGGCUGCUGUCAGAUGACAGAGUUACCGUACAGCUGCGGUGAUACACCAUGCCACCGAAGGAUCCCCUUCUGGAGACCCUGAAAGUGUGUAUCCUGAACCUGAGUCAGUGUGAGAGCCCGGUCACCGACUCUUGUCCUCACGUCUCCUCCUGCUGUGAACUGCUGGAGCUCAUCCUGAGGAAAGGCCUACAGCAGCCGGUGUUGAGUCUGGUCCAGAGAGACUACUGGCACGGUCUGGAGCAGCUGCUGCAGAGUGACACAUGCGGACGUCUGGGUUCAGUAUCUCUGGCGGUGGAGCAGACCUCUGGCUGCAGGAAGCUCCUGAGUGCUCAGGGCAGGGGCCGCUACUUCCUGAGGCUGGCCGUACAGCGGAGGAUCCUGGGUACUGUAGUCCAACACAUGCUGCAUACUCCCAGAGUGAUAGAGUUUUACAGUCCUACAAUAUCGAUUCUGAGGAAUGAAGAGUUUUUGGAACCGUUCAUGUCCCUACUCAUGGUCAUCUCAGAGAAGGAGUACAAACUCGACAUCGAAAACUGCAGCUUCCUAGAUGAGAGCUGGCUGCUCCCUGUGUGUGAGACCUAUGAGGCUGUGCCCUGUCGCCAGCUGGGUAUGGUGUUGAGGUACGUGGGCGGCCGUGUGUUUGUGCUGGACCUGCUGCAGGGGAGCCAGGCGGAGGUGGACAGAUUCGUGCAGCUCGGCGACAUCAUAGAUGAAGUCAAUGGCACGUCAUUACGCAACGCCAGCAACGGACAGGCCAGCGUGGUUCUGUCCCGGCUGAAGAGUCAGCCCAUCUCCCUGCGUGUGCUGAGGUGUCGGGACCGUGAGGGUUCCGUGUUCCGGCCCUUGGUGAAGCCUCUGCGCCUCCUCCAGCAGGAGAACCCGGCGAUACUACUGAGCAGGCCCACGGACCCCACCCACGGCACCGGAACCACACAACGCAGACACCAACAGUCACAGUGCCUGCGGGAUGGCAGGAUUGUGUACGUUGUGCAGUUCUUGGGAAAGGCAAACAUUGGAAUGUACGGGGGGAAGGAGGUUCUGCAGUACGGCAUCCCAUUUGUUCUAGAGAGGAGCCACUCCCAAAAGGAGGUUCUUCUGGACCUGAAAGAAACUCAUCUCACCUGUACAGAGAAGUCCACCAAGCUUGAGGUAUUCCAGCACCACUACCCAGAGAUAUCUUGCGUUGGCAGGCUUAGUCGACCCGACUACAGAGUCUUCGCUUUCUGUGUGGCGGACGCUCCUGACAGCCCGACAUCCACGGGUUUCUGCUGUGUGGUGCUGCAGGCCGCAUCCGCGCCGGAGUGUGAGGAUAUCGUCAGCCGCAUCGCUGCUGGCUUCAAGCAUACAGAGUGGUCGGUGUAAGGAGGACACCAACUCAUCAGUACCCAACCAUCUACACUUGUAAAUGUCUGUAAAUAUUUCCAUUAAAUUAUAAAAGGUGUGAAACUCUUCAAAAUGUCUCCUGCCAUUCAGAGCAGGGCUCUCAAACACAAGGCCCAGGGGCUGGAUGUGACCCACCAUAUGGUUCAAUCUGACAGACUUGUACAGAGAAAACAAAAAGCGCUAAAAAUCUUGAGCCUGUUACAACAGCAACUGCAGUUGUCUGAAUAUCUCAGGUUUUUACAAAUGUCUUGUGGUAGCCAUUUACAGUCAUUGCUCCUGAAAUAAAUUCGGCCCUCCACCUCGAGAGGAUUGACUAGCAAUUAUUAGGCAUGUCAAUCUAGCGUUUGACAUCAGACAAAUUGCAAUAGUAAUCAUUCCAAGUUUUUUUUUGUAAUCCCAAGGUAUGUCUAAAUAACAUUAAAAAUCUACAGAUUUAUAUUUAGUGGAAAAUACAUUUUUCAAGGUCAAAGUUGGAGAAUUCCCAUUCAUUUUACCAUAGGGAGACAAGAUACUUGAUGAAUGGGGUAAAAUGUUAAACUGAGAUAUUAAUUUGAAACUUUUACAGUAGUUUACUCAAGCUAAGACAAAUAUUCUAUGUAUUGCAAGUUGUCUGAAAUAUUAUUAAAUAGGCUAUGCAAAUGAGAUCACACCUACUUUAAAUACGUGGUAAAAUCUGAAACAAUGGGCUAAACAUAAAACAAUUACCAAAAGUAAUGAUCCACAUCCACAUACUUAAUUGUUCCAUCACAUAUGAAAAAUCUACCUUUAUCACCUCAGCGGAAUAUGCUUUAAAGGGAUCAGAUUUACUAUGCAUUUUGCCAUUCAGUGGGUAAAACCUGCUACUUAUGACCUAGGAAAACUAUGUACCACUAAAUUGACGAGGGUAGAUUUUUUUGUGUGAUAGAGGGGUUGAAGGAUCAUUAAUGCAUGAACCAUUACUAUUGCAAUACGUUUUGUUUGGUCUGUUACCACAGAUGACAUGUCAGUACAUAUGACCUUACUUGCAUAUCUAAUCCUCAUAUUUCAGAAAACUUUUAAUAAAAAAAAUUAUGUACCCUAAUGUAGAUCAAUGUCAGUUUAAAAAUGCACCCUAUUCACAGAGGUCAUCCAAUGGAAAACAAAUCUCCCAAAUUUGACCUUGGAAAAACAUGUUCCACUAAAUAACCCAUAGAUUUUUAAUGUGGUGCAAGGAUCACUUAAUAGUAGGAACCAUUUCUAUUGCAAAUCGUCCCGCGUUUUGGCCUUUUUAAAGCUAGAAAUGUGACAUUUUCAGUCACUGGUCCAGCCCACUUGAGAUUACAUUAGGCAGACGCUUUAUAACCCAAGCAACCAAAGAGGACAUAAUCAUAGCCAACAUCACAAGAUACAAAGUGCACAGGAAAUACACAGAACAAG
Messenger RNA from Engraulis encrasicolus (European anchovy), 2925 nucleotides. RefSeq lists its product as uncharacterized. The record is from RefSeq and is a predicted model, not a curated record. Gene Ontology annotation, molecular function: protein binding. The transcript is spliced from 16 exons. NCBI's taxonomy places the organism in Eukaryota, Metazoa, Chordata, Actinopteri, Clupeiformes, Engraulidae. Bases 196 to 1509 code for a protein of 437 amino acids.